AUGAUUAUUAACUGUAUUCCGGAAGAAGCUCUGCUGGAAAUUCUGUCUAUGGUCCCUGCCUAUGAUCUCACUGUGCUCUGUUGCCGGGUAUGCACUUUAUGGAGGGAUAUCAUUGAGUCACCGGCCUUGUGGAAGAGGAAGUCUCAACGGGAUGGAUUUGUCUCCAAGCACUGCCACAGAAUCCCACCUGAUUGGAAGCUGUUCUACCUACUUCAUAAGAAAAAGAGGAAUUUACUUAAAAAACAUCCAUGGUCAAGAAGGCUUCAAUUACUGGGAAAUAUCGACAAUGAGUAUGCAUAUGUGGAAAAUUGAGAUUCUCCCAAGAGACUAUGGACAGCCUUUUCCAGAUGAUAAAGUUAAAGAGUGCUUUUUUGUCCCUAAUGGAGGAAAACGGCAGGUGAUUGACCUGGAGAAGGAGGGAUAUCCUGAGCAAUGGAUGGAUGUCAUGCAACCGGAUAUAAUCGUCAGGGACUGGUAUUCCACCAAACCCAACUUUACAUCUACGUAUUUUGCACAUGUGGUGCUGCUUUCCAAGAAGAAAGAAGCUAUCCAAGACUUUCUUCCAGGUCUGCAGAGUGACCUCAAGUGGACUCAGAUUGAAUACAGAUUUAGACACUAUGGCCCAGGAGUCCGAUACAUCCACUUUGAACAUGGGGCAGGAGAUAUGGGGAGACCUAAAGGAGCUCGAGUGACCAACAGCAGCAUCACUAUUGAGCCGGAAGACCUCAGCACGUAG
This is a messenger RNA of Staurois parvus, 736 nucleotides long. The record is from the annotation of a GenBank genome assembly. Lineage: Eukaryota; Metazoa; Chordata; Amphibia; Anura; Ranidae.